Oldenlandia corymbosa var. corymbosa is the source of this 2203-nucleotide messenger RNA. The record is from the annotation of a GenBank genome assembly. NCBI's taxonomy places the organism in Eukaryota, Viridiplantae, Streptophyta, Magnoliopsida, Gentianales, Rubiaceae.
GUAAAUAAAUUAAUUCUUUUUUUUUGGGGGGGAAAAAAAAAAACUCAAAUAAGCCCAUAAGCCCAUUGCUCUCUAAAAUCAUUCAACCGGAAACAAAUAUGAAACUUUCCACCGCCACUUUAAACAGAACCACCGCGUCCCGCCUCUUCUUCUUCUCCCAAACUCCUGUUACUCCUCCAAGUUUCCAAACCCUAAUUUCCUUCCCGACGUCUAGGUUUUCCCUGAGAUUCUCUUCCUUCAAUUCCGAAAAGCGACCGCUCGGAUUCUCCUGCUACUCAGCGAUGGCGGCAUCACCUCCGCCGUCUCGAUCACCGGUACAAGUGAGAGACACUAUUGAUUUGACGCCUAAGGAGAAACAAAUAUUUGAUCGGCUUCUUGAUGUCCUUCGUUAUUUUAACCUCCAAACUCAGCUUCGUGUUGCCGGUGGUUGGGUCCGGGAUAAGCUUUUAGGUAAAGAUUGUUAUGAUAUCGAUAUCGCACUUGAUGAUAUGUUUGGGAGAGAGUUUUGCGAGAAAGUCAAUCAGUUUUUGACAUCUGUUGGUGAAGAAACCCAAGGAAUUGGUGUUAUUCAAUGUAAUCCUGAGCAGUCAAAGCACUUGGAAACAGCUAGAAUGCGCUUGUUUGAUGAGUGGAUUGAUUUUGUCAACCUAAGAUCUGAAGAUUACAGUGAUAGUAGCCGUAUUCCGACUAUGCGAUUUGGCACUGCAGAGGAGGAUGCAUAUCGUAGGGAUUUGACCAUUAACAGUUUGUUCUACAACAUUAAUAAAAAUUCUGUGGAAGACUUUACUGGAAGAGGAAAGGCAGAUUUGAAGUCUGGGAGAAUAGUUACCCCGUUACCUCCUAAGCAGACAUUUUUAGAUGAUCCCCUACGAGUUCUUCGCGCUAUACGCUUUGGAGCACGAUUUGAAUUUGAACUGGAUGAGGAGUUGAAAGCAGCUGCAUCUGAUGAUGAAGUUAGAGCUGCUCUAGAAGAUAAAAUUAGCAGAGAGCGUAUUGGUCAUGAAAUAGAUCUCAUGGUAUCUGGAAAUCAACCGGUGCAAGCAGUGAAAUACAUUUCCGAGUUGCAGCUGUUUGGGUCUGUUUUCAGUCUUCCUUUGCAAUUGGAGCCUUCACUUUCAGAUGGAUAUGACAAAGUUUGUGUUGCACACAUGGAUUCUGCAUGGAAGCUUUUGCAAGCAAUUGAAUAUUCUUUCACUGCAGACCAGCAGAGACUGUGUCUGUAUGCUGCUUUGUUUCUUCCAUUCAGAGAAGUAGUAUACAAAGACAGCAAAGCUAAAACAUUUCCAGUUGUGAACUACAUAAUUCGUAAUUCUUUGAAGCUAAAGUCAAGUGAUGCAGAAACAAUCGUAAGCUUGCAUAUUGCUGCUCAAAGGUUUGUUUCCCUGAUGCAAUAUAUGGUGUCAAAUGAAGAUGUACAGUUUGUUGAGGUUGAUUGGAAAAGUGAAAUCAUUGAUGUUCCUGCUGCUUCAAAACUUAGAAUAUUGGUCGGAUUGCUACUUCGAGAUAUUAAAGAUUAUUGGCAGCCUGCACUGAUAUUGUCUAUGCUCUUAAACACUGAAGAUAUUCAGUCUGGUACAAGUUUGUCUGAAGUGGAUAAGAAGAAAGAGUUGUAUAAGGUGGUUGAGGAAUCAAUUGUAAGACAAGGUUUAGACAAAAUUUGGGGUGUUAAGCCGUUGGUCAAUGGAAAACAGAUCAUGAGUGUAUUGAACCUCAAGACCGGUGGACCGCUCGUGAGAGAAUGGCAGCAGAAGCUGCUUGAGUGGCAGCUUGCUCAUCCCUCUGGGACAGAAGAGGAAUGCAUUGAUUGGAUGACUAAAGCACAAAAUAAACGAGCAAGGACGGAGUGACUAUGGUCUUCAAGGCAGAUUCUUCACUGUCGAAUUCUCCAACAGAAGAAAACCUCUCUAUAUCCUCCCGCUGCCCUUGAUCACUUGGGGAUUCUAAGGCUGGAAAAAUGGUGGUAUGAGAAAUGAUAAUGACCUAGUUUUAAGAUACAAAAUUAACAGUGAACUCUUAUGACAAUUCUUAGGCAAAGUGUUCGUUAGUAGAGUACUAUUUAGCAUGGUAGAGAUUAAAAAAAAAAAUUGUCACCGCAAUACAUUUGGGUAUUUUAGGUAUCGUCUCAUUUGCGAAAGCAAACAAAUCUGUUUUUGAUUUUUUCGUUUUUUUUUUCCUCCCUACUGCUGCAAUCAUUAGUUGCGAG